AUGAAUAACACGUCACUAUGCAUGUGGCCAGAAAAAGUACAACGCUGUGAUACUGUUCUACUUCUUCAACGUAUAUUUUCAGCUGUCUCCCUAAUUGGUUGCAUAUUCAUUAUUGCAUUAAUAUGGCUGUUUAAGACAUACAAGUAUUUUGUGCAACGGUUGAUCUUUUUUCUCAGUGUUGCAGCAGGAUUUCAAAGUUUGGUUUUUUUAAUCAGUAAUUUACAUAACAGUGAUAAAGUUUGUCAAUUUCAAGCUGUUAUGUUGCAAUACUUUGGAUGGUCCACUUUGUUAUGGGUAGUGUGCAUGACCGUUAAUAUUAUUUUAGUUGUAAGAGGUUUUUCGAAUACAAGCAAAUUUGAGAAAUGGUAUCAUGUCCUAUCCUGGAUUCUUCCCAUUUUUUGGUCUGGGUUACCGUUUAUUGGACAUCAAUAUGGGUCAGCUGGAGUUUGGUGUUGGAUUAAACGGGAUGCAACUCUUUUCAGAUUUGGUACUUGGUAUGUUCCAGUUUAUGUCCUCAUCUUAUUUUUAGCAUUUGCAUAUUUGUAUGUAUUUGUUAAAGUGUUGAAACAGAGUGGACGUUGGAGUGGGACUUACAAUGCACAGACUCAACAUGACAAUGUCAUGCUAGUGAAAGAAGUCAAGCCGCUUGCUGCUUUCCCCUUGAUAUACUUGCUGAUGACUAUUCCUACAACCAUCUAUCGCAUCGAUGAUGCUGUACAUCCGCAAAAACUACCAAGUUAUGUUCUCUUAAUCAUAAGUUCAAUCUGUAAUCCAUUGGUUGGUUGUCUUAACGCAAUUGCGUUUGCAUUCUAUGGGGAAAUUCAUGCUCUGUUGACCUGGAGCAAAAUUAAAUCUGCAUGGAAGUCUCGUUUUGCUGCUUCAACUACGAAUGUGACACAUAAUUAUGAUGUUUCCGAGAAUUUGCCAGAGCAAGCAAGCUAUGAAAGUUUUCAUGAUGAAAAUUAA
Messenger RNA from Hydractinia symbiolongicarpus, 966 nucleotides. RefSeq names its product cyclic AMP receptor-like protein A. NCBI's taxonomy places the organism in Eukaryota, Metazoa, Cnidaria, Hydrozoa, Anthoathecata, Hydractiniidae. Gene Ontology annotation, biological process: cell surface receptor signaling pathway; adenylate cyclase-activating G protein-coupled receptor signaling pathway. Gene Ontology annotation, cellular component: plasma membrane. Gene Ontology annotation, molecular function: G protein-coupled receptor activity. Bases 1 to 966 code for a protein of 321 amino acids. The transcript has a single exon. The record is from RefSeq and is a predicted model, not a curated record.